Wickerhamiella sorbophila is the source of this 1296-nucleotide messenger RNA. Its product is annotated as Cystathionine beta-lyase. Gene Ontology annotation, biological process: 'de novo' L-methionine biosynthetic process; transsulfuration. Gene Ontology annotation, molecular function: pyridoxal phosphate binding. The record is from RefSeq and is a predicted model, not a curated record. Lineage: Eukaryota; Fungi; Ascomycota; Dipodascomycetes; Dipodascales; Trichomonascaceae. Gene Ontology annotation, cellular component: cytoplasm. The coding region runs from base 1 to 1296 and encodes 431 amino acids. The transcript has a single exon.
AUGUCACGUGAUAUCCCCCUAAACACCGUCCCAUGUCUUCGCCGCAAAGCGGCCGCUUUCCAACAGUUAGUCAUGUCUCAAAACCAGAACGACAAUGGGGCCCCGCCGUCGCCGGCCCCGUCUAGUCCACGGUCUUUCCCACAGUACGCAGUAGACACGGAAAUUGUCACUACUGAGGGCAAUGACCAGUACCGUUCGAGCAGCGUGCCGAUCUACCAAACCGCUACCUUCAAGCAGGAGUCACUUUCGAAUAUGGGUGAAUACGACUAUACCCGGAGCGGCAAUCCCACGCGGUCGCACUUGGAGCGUCACUUGGCGAAAAUCAUGCAUGCUGGUCGCGCUCUGGCUGUGUCAAGUGGCAUGACUGCGCUGGAUGUGAUCGCCCGUUUGCUGCAGCCCGGAGAAGAAGUCAUUGCUGGCGACGACCUGUACGGCGGAUCCAAUCGCCUGUUGAAGUACUUGAGAGUUAACCAGGGCAUAAUUGUGCACCACAUUGAUACCACAGAUGUCGAUGCCGUCAAAAAGACUGUAAACUCCAAGACUCGCAUGGUUCUACUGGAGUCCCCCACAAACCCGCUUAUCAAGAUUUGCGACAUCGAGGCAGUGGCUACCGCUACUCAUGAGGCCGUCCCGGAGUGCCUUGUUGUUGUCGACAACACUAUGAUGAGUCCUAUGAAUAUGAGACCGCUUGAUCUGGGUGCAGACAUCACCUACGAAUCAGGCACCAAGUUUUUGUGCGGUCACCACGACUUAAUGGCGGGUGUUUUGGCCGUCAAAGAUCUGGUGCUUGGAGAGCGACUGUUCCAGGUCAUCAAUGCUUCAGGAUGUGGCCUUUCACCUUUUGAUUCCUGGUUGCUGCUGCGGGGUAUCAAGACUCUGGCGGUCCGCUUCGAGAAGCAGCAGAACAACGCCGAGAGAAUCGCCGCGUUCCUCAAGUCGCACAACUUUGAAGUCUAUUAUCCCGGCCUCGAGUCACACCCGGGCUACAACGUGCACACCAAGCAGUCGCUGGGCCCUGGUGCUGUUCUCUCUUUUAGAACACACGACUUGCCGCUGUCUGAACGCAUUGUCGAGUCUACCAAACUAUGGGGCAUUUCCGUAUCGUUUGGCUGUGUAAACAGUCUCAUCUCGCUGCCUUGCAAGAUGUCGCACGCAUCAAUUGACCCCAAGGAGCGGGCUGAACGGGAUUUCCCCGAGGACCUUAUUCGCUUGUGUGUUGGUAUUGAGAACCCACAAGAUCUUAUCGAUGACUUACUGGCCGCAAUGGUUAAAGCAGGAGUCGAAAUGAAAAAAUAG